Molecule: messenger RNA, 1116 nt
Organism: Rhodofomes roseus
Lineage: Eukaryota; Fungi; Basidiomycota; Agaricomycetes; Polyporales; Fomitopsidaceae
Exons: 22
Coding region: 1-951 (316 amino acids)
Source: RefSeq, a predicted model, not a curated record
AUGGAUACUAUCGGCUAUGACACCACGUUCGGUGCGGCCUUCAUUGGUUUCGGAUGUUCUGCCGUAUUACUUGGGAACCUCAGCAGCCAGAUGUACCAAUACUUCCGGCGAUAUCCCCAAGACCGUCCGUUCUACAAGGCCUUGGUGGCAGCGCUAUGGAUCCUGGAAGUCGUCGACUCUGCGUUCAUCGCGUACGCAGUGUACUUCUACCUGGUCACCAACUGGGGGAAUCCUCUCAUUCUCAUCGAGCGCGCUCAAUGGUCCCUAAUCCUCCAAGUCACACUAGGCGCGACGGCGGGAGCGAUCGUGAAAGCGUGCUUCGCCAUGCGUGUCUGGAGAUUCAGUAAUUGCAAUAUCUGGAUCACGAGCCUCAUUCUGCUUUUGACAUUCGGCCAGCUUGGGAUGGCAUGUGUCUACACCGUGCAAGCGUUCCAGCUCGCCAACCUCACCAAGCUCGCCGAUCUGAAGGUCGUCGGCACCAUCUCGCUCGGUCUCGGGGUAGCGACGGACAUAGUCACCGCCCUCGCCCUGUGCUACUUCCUGCGGAACUUGCGUACAGGGUAUUCGAAGGAUGACUCGCUCGUGAACAGGCUAACGAUCUAUGCGUUGAACACGGGCGUCAUUACCAGUGCGAUCAGUCUGGCCACUGUUAUCUUGUACGAUAUGAUGCCUGAGAACUUCAUCUUCAUGGGCUUCUACUUCGUCCUGAGCAAGCUGUACGCCAACUCCUUCCUGGCCACGUUGAAUACCCGCAGGGUCGUCCGCGGUCGUGGCACCGACAACGACCAGACUACGAUGCCCACAUUCCUCAUGCUCGAUAAGGCAACACGGAUGGGAUCGCAGCUUGACCCGGAAACUGCCACGGGAACUGUUGUAACAGUAGAGGUCGGCGUGCAUCGAGAGGUAUCGAUUCACAAUGACUACUCGCAACCAUACGCCGUCGCCCUAUAAAAAGGACCGCUCUCCCUCAGAACCGCAACAACACCAAGACCGCGCUACCCGCACUAGGGGCCCUCGUUCGACACUUACCUUCUGACUCGCUCGUACCUGCGCUUGCCUUCGUCUAGAUUCUGGCCAGGCGCGCCCUCUUUGACAGAUCUGCUGGUCGUUGUUUAU